AUGGAGCCUGCGGCCACCAGCAUCCAGGUGCUGCUGCAGGCGGCGGAGUUCUUGGAGCGGCGGGAGCGCGGGGCUACUGGUCCCCGGUCACCGUCGGGUCCCCGGUACCCGGCGGGCCUGGCCGAGGCGGAGCACGGGUACGCCUCGCUCUGCCCCGCGCGGUCCCGCCGGGCUGUGGGCAGUGUCAGGUCGGUGCACAACGCGCUGGAGAAGAACAGGAGAGCCCAGCUCCGGUGCUGCCUGGAGCGGCUGAAGCAGCAGGUGCCGGUGAGCGCGGGGCCGGCCCGUCCCACCACUCUGAGCCUCCUGCACCGUGCCCGGCUUCAUAUCCAGAGGCUGGAGGAACAGGAGCUGAGGGCGCGAAAGGCCAAGGACCGGCUGUAUAACCGGCAGCAGAGCUUGCGGCGGCGGCUGGAGUGGUUGCUCUCUCCCGCCGCUGGGGAACGGGCGCGGGCUGACAGCCUGGACUCGUCACAGCUCUCGGAGCCCUCCGAGGGAGAGGAUGUCGAGAUAGAUGUGGAUGGCACCGUGUUCAGCGGGGACCUGCUGCCCAGCCUCGGCACUGGCAGGGACCACAGCUACUCCAGCCCCACGUCCUGACAGUGCCUGCUGCCUUCCCUGUGCUGCCUGCUGCCUCCUCCCUGCCUGCUGCUGCUGCAAACGCAGCCUCUGCCGGCCUGGGUAAGGGGCCAUGGGUGGGGAGAGGGGGCCUGCCAUGGCCACCUCACUGCUGGGCUGCUGAGCCACAGCACUGGCAUGACACUGUGGCGCCUGCUGUGCUGGGGCUUCCAGGGGCUGGAAGAGGGCCCAGCUGUUGUGGGGACACCCUCCCAUCUCCCCCUGGGCAGGCUGGGGGCUGCCUGCCACAGGUGUGGGGCAGCACAGCCCCCAACAAAUAUGGCUACAGGAGGGCUCUGCCACCCCUGGGAAGCCAGGAAGGGGAAACGAAUGCAUUAAGCUGCCUGCCUUCACACUCCCACAGCUCCCUCCCU
Molecule: messenger RNA, 992 nt
Organism: Apus apus (common swift)
Lineage: Eukaryota; Metazoa; Chordata; Aves; Apodiformes; Apodidae
Gene: MXD3
Product: MAX dimerization protein 3
Exons: 5
Coding region: 1-600 (199 amino acids)
Biological process (GO): regulation of transcription by RNA polymerase II
Molecular function (GO): DNA-binding transcription factor activity, RNA polymerase II-specific; RNA polymerase II cis-regulatory region sequence-specific DNA binding; protein dimerization activity
Source: RefSeq, a predicted model, not a curated record